Cylicocyclus nassatus is the source of this 403-nucleotide messenger RNA. The record is from the annotation of a GenBank genome assembly. NCBI's taxonomy places the organism in Eukaryota, Metazoa, Nematoda, Chromadorea, Rhabditida, Strongylidae.
GAUUAUUAGAUUAUUAGAAACUUGUCUGCUUUUGAGCCGUAUAUUCGUAGAUCUGUCGCUGGGGUUAUGUGCCAUAGUCCUGGUUGCGGCUAUCGUGGUAUUCGCUAUUUCCGAGACUCCAUUGUUCUACCAGACGCGUCGCGAUCAUCCACUCAUCACCCGUGGCAUAAUUCUAGCCUGCUACUUCUUCACCCAGUUCUUCCAUCGUUCUCACCGUUUUAUGCAGUUUGCUGUUCCCGCUAUUUCUUAUACUGUGCCAUGCAUCGAUCCCUCUUCGCGACUUCAUGUCGAAGGUGACAUAAACAGCUGAAAAACUCGGUCUCCGCACCACUGUUACGGAACGCUUUUCGGAGACAUUUGGUAUUGCCGUGAAAGCAUGAUACUAGCCCGAUGUUUCGACCCC